Molecule: messenger RNA, 3988 nt
Organism: Puntigrus tetrazona (Sumatra barb)
Lineage: Eukaryota; Metazoa; Chordata; Actinopteri; Cypriniformes; Cyprinidae
Product: putative pre-mRNA-splicing factor ATP-dependent RNA helicase DHX32
Exons: 11
Coding region: 863-3055 (730 amino acids)
Cellular component (GO): spliceosomal complex; intracellular anatomical structure
Molecular function (GO): RNA binding
Source: RefSeq, a predicted model, not a curated record
UCAUUGUUUUACUCUUUGGUCACUUUCAUCAGCCUGGGCUCUAUUGUGAUGGGAUUAAAUGACCACAUGACCGCUCAAAAUCUCUGCCGCCGCUAGUCUGAGCGGCGAUUCGGUGCGCUAAUGACUAGACGUUCGAAUCGGUUCUUUCGAACAAAUCAAGCAAAGAACCGGAUUUAGUGAUUCUUUUACGUCAUCACGUGGUCCGCGACAUCUCGUUAAAUGCUUUCAAAUAUUUUAAAUAAAUGUUUUGCUCAAUUUAUAAAAAAAAAAUUAUAACCAGAAAAACAAUGUUGUCGUUUCAAGACUUCAUUAGUUUACAUAUUUUUAAGCUCUAAAAUAACUUAUAGAAAUCCUAUGGUUGAGAACAUUUGAACGUAGUUUAUUACUAAAUUUUUCAUAGAUUAAUGGAUUUUAGUGUGUGUGUCCACAUUCAGUGUACAUUUUAUUUUACAUUCCACGGUUAAACAUUUGCAUGUUUUAAUGUUUUUUAAUAUUCAGUGAUGCCAAUUUAGUUGUUAAGAUUUCUGUUUUUAAAGUAACUUUUUAACCAAAUCCUAAAUACUCACGAGGCCAACCCCAUUCAGUGCAAUUUCGGAACGACCGGUUCUCGGUUGAUUAAAAAGAUCCGAUUCAUCAAAUGAUUCAUUCACGAAUCGGACAUCAUUAGUGCGCUCGCUGAGCGGGACAACCGAUGACACAAAGGGUCUGCACGUCUUGAGCGCGGGUUCCUAAAACUGAUCCGGAGGAGGCAACCUGUUUAAGACCAUAAAUAUGUCACAUUACUAAUAGAGCGUGAUUCGGUCGACUUGUUCAGUUUGAUUUAUUUGUGCAACUAAAGAGAGAGAGGCGUGUUGGGGCAACGAUGGAGAUGGAGCUAUCAACAGAUGUGGAGAAACUAUCCGAAACCAGCGAAACUCAGGAUAUCGACACGGAUGAUGUGCUGGAGCUAAACCAGUUCGACGGGCUCCCUUUUUCUUCAAGAUAUUACAAGCUGUUGAGAGAAAGAAAAGGUCUGCCGGUGUGGGGAGCGAAAUGCGAGUUCAUGGACAGUUUGAUGAGCAGCCAGAUCGUGAUAGUUACUGGCACAGCUAAAACAGGACAAAGCACUCAGAUCCCUCAGUGGUGUGCAGAGUUUUGCCUGUCCGCGCAGUACCAGAACGGCAUGGUAGUGUGCACUCAGAUCCAUCAACAGAGCACGGUGGAGCUGGCCCUCCGUGUGGCCGAUGAGAUGGAUGUCAACAUCGGCAAUGAGGUUGGAUACAGCAUCCCGCUUCAGACCUGCUGCUCCCACGACACCGUCCUGAGAUACUGCACAGACGACGUGCUGCUCCGGGAAAUGAUGUCGGACCCCCUCUUGGAGCAGUGCGGGGUGGUGGUCAUUGAUCAGGCCCAGGAACGCACCGUCAGCACAGACCUGCUCCUCGGGCUGCUCAAGGACGUGCUCCUCACGCGGCCAGAGCUCAGGCUGGUCAUCCUCACCGCCCCUCGCUCUGCUGAGAAACUGCUGCGCCACUACGGGAGCGUCCCUCAGAUCCGGCUGGAUGCGCCGCAGCCGUGCCAGGUGGUGUACGGUAGUGGGAGAGGAGGUGUGAAGGACUACCUCUGCUCGGCUCUUAGACUGGCUCUGGAGAUACAUCAGAAUCAAAAGCAUGGAGACAUUGUGACAUUUCUGGCAACUGAGCAAGAGAUUGAAUGCGCCCAUGCCAUUUUGCGGAGAGAGGGUGCCAAUCUUGCUCUGUCUCAUGGCGAGCUGGUGCCGGUGUCUCUGUGCCCUGAGCAAGGAGACAGUCCCUCAAUGCUCUCUGAAGAGAGCAAGAGUAGGAGAGUCUUCCUCACCUGCAGCCCCAGUGAAGAUUUGUUCUGGGCCGUUCACAGCAUUCGCUUUGUGAUUGAUGCUGGAGUGCAAAAAAGAUAUGUGUACAAUCCUAGAAUCAGAGCCAAUUCUAUUGUUAUUCGACCAAUCAGCAAGAGCCAAGCGGAGAGCCGCAAACAACUUGCAGGCCCAACAGGCAAGUGUUUCUGUUUGUAUCAAGAGGACACAUCACUUCCUGCUGAGAGUGUCCCUCAUAUUCUUGAGUCUGACAUCACUUCCACUGUGCUCUUCCUGAAGCGCAUGGAAAUUGCCGGCCUGAGCCACUGCGACUUCAUUGACAGACCAGAUCCAGAAGGCCUGAUGCAAGCUUUAGAAGAACUUGAUUAUCUUGCUGCUUUGGAUGACGACGGAAAUCUGUCCGAGAUUGGAAUUAUCAUGUCAGAGUUUCCUCUGGAGCCACAGAUGGCUAAGACUUUGCUUGCGUCUUGCGAAUUUGACUGUGUGAGCGAAGUGCUGACCGUAGCUGCAAUGUUAACAGCUCCGAGCUGUUUCCUUACACCCCCAGUGGAACUGAGACAGAAGGCCUUACUGUGUCAUCAGAGGUUCCAGCAUACAGAUGGAGACCACUUCACUCUUAUCAACAUCUUUAACGCUUACAAAUAUGCUAAGGAAGGGCCAUACUCUAAUGUGGAACGGUGGUGUGAAGACCAUUUCCUCAGUCUGUCUGCGCUUCAGACGGCCGAUGCGAUGCGCUCUGAGCUAACAGAAAUCCUGAAACGGCUAGAGCUGCCAGUGUCUUUACCUGCCUUUGGCUCUAAAAGCAACAGCUUGAACAUCAAACGUGCCCUACUAGCUGGCUUCUUCAUGCAGGUGGCGAGGGACAUUGACGGGUCAGGGAAUUACUUCAUGCUGACCCAUAAACACGUGGCUCAGAUCCACCCCCUGUCUGGCUACGGAACCGAGAUGCACAAGAAGAACCUACCGGAAUGGGUUCUGUACCAUGAGCACACGCUCUCAGAGAACAACUGUGUCAGAACCGUCUCUCAGAUCUCAGCGCAUGAGUUCGUUCAGAUGGCGCCGCAGUAUUUCUUCUACAACCUGCCACCUAGCGAGAGCAAAGACCUGCUGCAGCACGUUAUCGAUCACGGUUCAGCUGCUCCAUCUAAAGGCAAAAGAAAAGGCCAGAAGCCCAGCAGCCCCGCCAGUGAAGAGCAGAGCCAUGAGCGCUGUACCAUACAGUGACGGAGGAAACAGAGUUACCAUGACAACAGCUGACACUGCUGGCCUGCCGCACAGUAACCACGGACUUUCUGAAGCACAGCCAGGAAUCCAAAUGAGGUUGACUGAUUGAUCAACAUUGAUGAAAAGAAAAGAUGUGGUCUGUUGCUUAAAUUCAAAGGGCAGGGAAAAAAACAUUUAGCUUGCCCCCUUUUUCUCAGUGCCCCUAAGUAAUAGCAGCUUGUGCGGUUUGGCUGAAAGUGCCGCUGAGUUAAUAGCGAUUUAAAUAACCUACUGCCGUGCAGUAGUUAAUGAAUAAACUGUCCUUGACUUUAUGGUGUCUAAAAUGUGCUGUAAACUGUAGCUACUAGAUAGCAUUUUAAAUAAUAUAUUAAAAGUAGAAUGUAAUUUAGCCAUGUGCAUCAUAGUUUCACUGUACAUUAAUUUCCUUUGCAUUGAUUGUGCUUAUCAUUGGCUAGUGAUUAGUGUUUUUUUUAUUAUCAUUAUAUAUGUAUUUAUUUGCAAGGUAAUUGUUCAGCUAAUAUAAUUUAUUAUUAUUAUUAUUAAUCUCAAAUUCACAGUGAUAUGUUAAAUGAAACAAAAUGUUUAAGUGUAUUUGACCUUUUUUUUUGGAAGCGGUAAUUUUUUUUCUAAACUUCUCAUACUGAAUAAAGUACAAAAAUUUUGUGAAAUAAUCUAGAACUUAAUUCAUCGUAUCUGUUAUGUGUUGUCACGUAGUGUACACUUGCCAAAUAUCAGUGCAACUUUAAAUUCUGAUAAUAUUUAAUUCAAGUUUCACGUCACCUUUUAUAUUAAAGACGCAAAUCAUUUAAAAAAAGUUAGAAAAAAAUGUUUUUAUGUUUUUAUUUAGAUGCUUCCUCUGGUGAACGCUUUAGUCACGUUAAAAAAAUGUAUGAUGAUGUUGAAAAUCGAUGCAUUGUAUGGAUUUACGUUUGA